AUGUCCAAUUCUGAUAAAGAACGAACAGAACGACGUCGUCGACGACGACAUACACAAUCUGCACGAACUGUUGCAUCCAGUGAACCACCCGAUACAAAGCGAUAUACAAAAUUGCUCGAAGAACGAUUACGAAAGGCAAAAUAUCUUCCAACAGACAAUGAACCUGUUGUAGCAAUGCAAACACGGCAUGUUAAUAAUCGACAACACGCAAUACCAUUUGCGCAACAGUUUGUCGAUCAACUUCUCGAAGAAUGUGAAUAUAUCAAUCGACGGAUUGUAGCUGAUCGUCGGAAAGAAGCCGAACAAACUGAUAAAGAGAAGGCGAGAUUGUAUCGUCAAGUCGAAGCGACACAUGCUAAGAAAGUUCGUGAAUUGGAAUUAUACAAUAGACAAAGUUUUAUUAAGGGACUGGUAGAUGAACAUCUGAAAGAAUCUACACCACAAGCUCAACUCCGUCGGAUUGAGCAGCUUGAGAAAAGCUAUAAGGAACUGAAACAAGAACAUGACACGCUGCUCGGACGUGUCAGACAAUGUGAAGAAAAACAUGGUGACGACAAAAGCAGACUUGACGAAGACAUCAGCAAAUUAGACAAUCAAUUCAAUCAAUAUCAUAUAGAACUGAACAAAUAUAAAAAUAAAGUAGACAAAACAAACGCUGAACUGGAUGAGAAAAUCACAGAAAUAUCUGAGCAACAACAACAACAUACAAUCUUCAUUCAAAAUCUUUCUCUUCAACAGAACACGCUCGAACAAUUAUCUCAAUAUAUUGAACAAAUUGUCAAUGAUCGUCAUUCUGAUCUUAAUAAACUCGAGAUUUUUGCAAGGCGUCUUGACAAUGUCAAAGAUCAACUAGAUGAAAUUCAUCAGGCUCUAUCUCUUCUUAAUCAAAUUCCUUCUCUCAAUCAAGAUCUCAUUGAAAUUCGAAAUCUAUUAAUUCAACCGAAUGUUAUGAAAGAUCUGAGUUUACGUCUCGACCAAACACAAAACGACAUUGUUGGUCAUGCGAACAAACUCGAUCAAUUGAGUCAAGAACUCAAUCAAACAAUUAAUUGGAUCAAUACAAAUAACUCGACAGAAGUUCUUCAACAAUUACAAUUGAUUAAAGAAGAAUUGAAAUUGAAAUCAUCGCAAAUUGAUCAAUCAAAUACGUUGACAACGAAUAUUCUUGAACAAAUUUAUCAAUUACAAAACUCAUUAACAAAUAUUACUGAAGAAUAUGCUAAUUUUCAGAAAAAGCUUGCAGAAAUGGAAAUUAAUGAUCAGAAUGUAAUCAAUCAAUUAGUUACAAACUUUGUGAAAGCAAAUAUGACUCAAUUUGUUGAAGAACAAAAUCAACUUCGAAAUAAACUUCAAGAUUUAAUCGACAAACAACAACAAUUGAGUAAUCUGAUCAGUGAUUUAGAAAGUCUAAGAUCGAGUAAAUCUACAGAUGAACAGGAUCAACAUAACUCGAAUCAGUUCGAUCCGGAAAUACUCAACACGUUCUUAGAAAAUACAAAAAUAGAAACUCAGAAUCUACUAUCAACUCUUUCUCAACAACUUAAUGAAGAGAUUAAACACGCGAACAUAUUUAUCAAUGAUUUAAAAUUAAGAUUUGACCAAUUUCUAAAGAGUCAAAAAACAGCUUCACCAUCAGUUAACAAAAGAAUUCCUUAUAUCGAAUCAUUGGCACCACUUGAUUUGCUCGAUGAUACGUGGAAUUAA
Messenger RNA from Adineta ricciae, 1704 nucleotides. The record is from the annotation of a GenBank genome assembly. NCBI's taxonomy places the organism in Eukaryota, Metazoa, Rotifera, Eurotatoria, Adinetida, Adinetidae.